Exophiala xenobiotica is the source of this 2172-nucleotide messenger RNA. RefSeq lists its product as uncharacterized. Gene Ontology annotation, cellular component: plasma membrane. Lineage: Eukaryota; Fungi; Ascomycota; Eurotiomycetes; Chaetothyriales; Herpotrichiellaceae. Gene Ontology annotation, molecular function: urea transmembrane transporter activity. The coding region runs from base 1 to 2172 and encodes 723 amino acids. The record is from RefSeq and is a predicted model, not a curated record. The transcript has 5 exons. Gene Ontology annotation, biological process: urea transmembrane transport.
AUGUCGACAUAUUCCGUUGGACCAGAGCUGAAGGUGCUCAGCCCCGGUAUUGGCUAUGGCAUCAUUGCUGGGAUUGGUGCAGUGUUUAGCGUGAUUAUGAUCUUGACGACAAAGUUCCAGAACCGGUAUUUCGCCUUCUCGACCAAGCAAUCCGAAGAGUUCAACACUGCGUCUCGAAAUGUUAAGCCUGGCCUCAUUGUCGCAGGCAUUGUUUCUGCUUGGACAUGGUCCGCUACAUUGCUCACCAGUUCCACUUUUGCAUACAUUUUCGGCAUCUCAGGUCCAAUGUGGUACGCUGCCCUGGGCUCGUCGCAAGUCAUCAUGUUCGCCAUGCUCUCGCUUCGGGUGAAAAGAGAUGUACCAGGGGCCCAUACAUUUCCGGAGAUCGUUCUCGCUCGCCAUGGUCAUGUGGCCCACGGCAUUUAUACCUUCUUUGGAUGGGUCGUCAAUAUGUUUGUCGGCGCAACACUAGUGCUGGGCGGUUCGCAGGUACUGGCUGGCUUGUCGGGAGUCAACGUCUAUGCUGCUUGUUUCAUUGUUCCAAUAGCCGUUGCCGCAUAUGUUCUCCAAGGUGGACUUCGAAGCACCUUUGUGGCCGACUAUCUUCACACCGUGAUCCUCUUUGUGGCCAUCUUCAUCUUUGCCUUCACCUUGUACACCGCCGAUGACUAUGCCGGAAGUCCUGGCAGGGUCUACGAUCUCUUGGUCGAAGCUGGGAACAAGACUCCGCUCGCGGGAAACCGUCAUGGCUCAUGGCUCACGUUCCAGUCAAGUACCGGUAUCAAGUACGCUGCCGUGAUCUUCCUCGGCAGCUUCUCGACGGUCUGGCUCGACCAAGCGUACUGGCAACGUGCCAUUGCAUCCAAACCUGAAACAAGCGUCAAGGCAUAUCUGCUAGGCGGACUGGCAUGGUACGGGAUCCCAUAUGGGUUCGCCACGACGAUGGGUUUAGGCGCCGUGGCAUUGACCGGCUCCUCAAAGUUUCCCACUUACCCUGACCCUCUCAAUGCAGCACAAGUCGGUGGGGGAUUCUCAGCACCUGCUACUGCGAUUGCUCUGAUGGGCAGAAAUGGGGCCGCGUUGAUGCUUUUGGUGCUGUUCAUGGCAGUCACUUCGUCAGUAUCUGCAGAACUCAUCGCUGUGUCCUCCCUAUGGACAUUUGACGUCUACAAGCUCUACAUCAACCCCUCAGCGUCGUCCUCCACCUUGGUCAAGCAGGCACAUUACGGCAUUAUCGCAUACUCUCUGAUAUUGGCAGCCUUUUGUUGCGGGAUGAGUGCCGGCGGCGUCGACAUCACCUGGCUUCUCACAGUGGGUGGUGUUAUUGUAGGAGGAGGCGGUAUUCCCUUGGGAUUUAUUGUCUUGUUCCCUUCUAGAAUGUCAACUGUCGCUGCUAUCGGGGCUCCUCUGGUUGCCUCACCGCUCGGCCUCACCGCUUGGUUUGUCACCACAAAACUUCGUUCCGGCGCCAUCACUGCGGUUUCCACAGGCGACCUCCCCAAUACCCUGGCGGGAAGUGCCACCGCCUGCGGCACGGGAUUGAUUGUGGCAAUUGUCUUCUCUAUUCUCUUUCCAUACAAAUACGCCUCCACAGAUCCCGCACACCUGGCUCGCGUGGAAAAGAUCCUAGGUACCGCUCCGCUUCAGGGACGCGAGGUGGCCACCGAAUCGGCUUCCAUGGACGAACCAGUGACAAGCGAAACGAAAUCUGGUAUCCCUCAAGAAUCCAAAGAUGCAGACACAGCCACAGCCACAGAGACUCCCUCGACUCCGGGCGCAGCGGGCACCGCAGCCCCCACAGGCAAUGAUGUCGUCGACUAUCUCUUGACCAACCAUAUCGAACCGCUGGACUUCAAGUCCUACCGCAAAGCUCGCCGUCUGGCCUAUUCGGCUUGCGCCGUGUUCUUCGUCGUGGCCAUGGUGCUGUUUCCAUUCACCUUUUACGGCACUGGGUACAUCUUCACUAAAGCCGCAUUCACGGGCUGGGUCGUUGUCAGCAUCAUGUGGGUCUUCUUCAGCGCCCUGGCAUGCAUCAUCUGGCCUCUCGUGGAGAGCUACCCGACAUUGAAGGACAUGACGAGGAUGCUGAUCAAUGAAACCUUCCACAAGAAGCCCGACAUGGACGUGGGACGCGUUGAACCUCAACCUUCGCCAUCAAUCGAGCGCAAGUGA